AAAGUUUGCUUCAUCUCUGGGGGACAUGGCAAAUAUUGACCCGGGAGUCUUGCGUAGAUUUCUAGCCCGCAGUUACCAGUCCUGCUGUAUUUCCCCCCAAAGUAGCACAGUACGUUUGGUUGUAGGACGAACAUAAACCAUGAGGACCAGGCUUCUCCUUUUCCUUCUAGUCGGUCUUCUAGGCCUUCAACUGAGCCGCUGCUUUGAGUUUGUAAUAGAUGGGGAAUGGGAGGACGACACGCCAGAUAUCCAGAAUCAUCAUGACAGACACAAGAGAGCGAUAUUGACCAGUGAAGAGCAGGAAGACUUUGAGGCCAUCCGAGGAGAUGACAUCACCGUCAAGAGUUACAAAGUGGAGAGCCGAAUCACGUCGCGAUUCGCUCACACCACUGUCCGAAGUUCGGUGGUCAACUCUGGCUCUAAGGCCCAAACCAUUGGCUUCAACGUGCAGAUCCCCAAGAGGGCCUUCAUCACCAACUUUACAAUGAACGUCAACGGCAUCACAUUUAUAGGCUCCGUUAAGGAGAAGACGGUGGCCAGGAACCUUUAUGCUCAAGCCCGAGCCAGAGGCAAGGCCGCCGGCAUUGUCAGGGCCAACUCUCAGGACAUGGAGACCUUUAAGACAGAGGUGCACGUCCCCCCUGGUAGCAACAUCGAGUUUGAGCUGCACUACCAAGAGAUGAUGCAGAGGAAGUUGGGCUUCUAUGAGCACUCGCUGCACCUGCAGCCUGGCAGAUUGGUCCCUCAGUUCCAGGCAGAUGUCUACAUCUAUGAGCCAAAGGGAAUCUCCAAGUUGAAAACAACAAACACUUUCGGCGAAGAUUUUACAAACCUGGUUAAAGUUAAUCAGUCCCCUGAGAAGGCUCACGUGGUCUUCAAACCCACCUUGCAGCAGCAAAGGAAGUGCGACACCUGCAACGACAGCGCCAUAGACGGCGUCUUUACUGUCAAAUAUGACGUGAGCCGGGAUAGGAAUGCUGGUGAGCUGCAGGUCUCGGACGGCCACUUUGUCCAUUUCUUCGCCCCGUCCAACCUGCCACCGCUCCCUAAAAACAUCAUGUUUGUAAUUGAUGUGAGCGGGUCUAUGUGGGGCGUCAAGAUGAAGCAAACGGUGGAGGCCAUGAAGGCCAUCUUGGACGGCCUCACCAUCGACGACCAGUUCAGCAUUAUUGACUUCAACCACAACGUGCGCUGCUGGAGUGAAGACAUGCUCCCUGGAUCCUCCAUACACAUCGAAGAUGCCAAGAAGUACAUCCAAAACAUCAAACCUGUUGGAGGAACCAACAUUAAUGAAGCACUGAUGAAAGCGGUGCAGAUCCUGGUGAGAGCGUCCAAUCAGGGGCUCAUCGACCCUCGCUCUGUCUCCAUGAUCAUCCUGGUGUCUGAUGGGGACCCGACUGUGGGGGAGAUAAAGCUCAGCAACAUUCAGAAGAAUGUAAAGAAAGCCAUGAGGGAGGACUUCUCGCUCUUCUCUUUGGGUAUUGGCUUCGAUGUGGAUUACGACUUCCUGGAGCGCAUCGCCAUGGAGAACCGUGGCAAUGCACAGCGCAUCUUUGCUAACCACGACGCUGCCGAACAGCUACGGACGUUCUACAGCCAGGUGGCCAACCCUCUCCUGCGCAAGAUCACUGUCCAGUUCCCAGAGGACUCGGUUUCUGACGUCACACAGAACCAGUUCGACAAAUACUUUGGGGGCUCUGAGCUGGUGGUUGCUGGCAAGGUGUUGCCCUCCGAGAGCGACACGCUAACCAGCUUUACCACCGCAUCGGCUGCCCUGCUGGACAUCACUCUGGAGACAGAGUCGGACACUUCCAAACUGGACGAGGAGCUGGCCAAGCAGCAGCACUCGUUCACAGGCUUCGCCAGGCAGCUGUGGGCCUACGUCACCAUCAAGCAGAUGAUGGGUGAGAGGUCUUUGGCACCAACGGCUUCCAAAAAGAGGAAGAUCACACAGCGGAUCCUGGCAUUGGCUAUGGAGCAUCAGUUUGUCACGCCUCUCACCGCCUUGCUGGUGGAGAGCGAGGACACCAGUGAGAGGCUGCUGGCCGACUCUCCCAAGGACCCCAAGCACGGAUGCUGCUCAGGAGGAAUGAUGGGAGGAGGUAUCAAAAACCCCGGUUUGGCUCCAGUGCGCCUCGUCUACCAACCUCCCCCCUGGGUCCAGAUGACCACGCCGGCCCCGCCCAGCCCAGUCGAGAAAGGACCAGAGGAAUGGACGCUGCCAAAGCAGGUCAACUUAGUGGACAACGAUCCACACUUCAUAGUGCACCUGCCCCGAAGCAACAUGGACGUAUGCUUCAACAUUGACUCCCAACCUGGACACAUCCUCAACCUAGUGACUGACAAAGGCACAGGUGUGGCAGUGAAUGGUCAGUUAAUCAGCGGCAAAAAGGUACACAAAGGCAAACGAAGCACCUACUUUGGCGUCAUCUCCGUCUACUACCAGCCUGAUGGCGUCAGCAUUACUGUGAGCACAGAUGCCAUAGCCUUAACCGACGGGAGGAACAACUACACCUUCACCUGGGGCGCCACGGCCGACAUCGUACAGGAUGGGUUGAGGAUCUCUGUCGUGAAGGACUCGAGCGUCUCCAUCACCAUCAACAACGGCAUCCAGGUGAUGGUUCUGCUGCACCGUGUGUGGAAGAAACACCCGGUCAACGUGGACUUCCUGGGCCUCUACCUGCCCAACGACAACCGUUACUCCCCUCUGGUCCAUGGACUCAUAGGUCAGUUCUCCAAUGAGCCUCAAGUGAACGUUUACGACAUCCAUAACGGCGCCGACCCCCUGAAAAAGGAGGCCACCAUGGAGGUGAAGGGCAACCAGCUGCAGGUCACCAGGGGCUGGCAAAAGGAUUACCGGCGGGACAAGAGACGGGGAUCAAACGUCUACUGCUGGUUCGUACACAACAGCGGGAAGGGCUUCAUCGACGGCCACUACAGCCACUACAUCGUCCCUGACCUCAACAGCUACCUAUGAAGGACUUUUUCCCUCGACAUUUUCACUCAUCCGUCAAAAAUUCAAAGAAAUCACAAAUCAGUAAUGUAAAGUUUGAUUUGAUUGUGAUUUAAACAACAAAAUGCUUGCUCCAUAAUGAGGAAAUGUCUAUAAAAAAGUGAUAAAACCCUGA
Messenger RNA from Nerophis ophidion (straightnose pipefish), 3128 nucleotides. It is a transcript of the gene itih2, whose product is annotated as inter-alpha-trypsin inhibitor heavy chain 2. The transcript is spliced from 21 exons. Gene Ontology annotation, biological process: hyaluronan metabolic process. The record is from RefSeq and is a predicted model, not a curated record. Gene Ontology annotation, molecular function: serine-type endopeptidase inhibitor activity. NCBI's taxonomy places the organism in Eukaryota, Metazoa, Chordata, Actinopteri, Syngnathiformes, Syngnathidae. The coding region runs from base 140 to 2977 and encodes 945 amino acids.